AGCCGGGUGAACGUUACUGGGCGGUAGGUCUCAUAGACGUCAGGAUUACGCCAAAAUGAGUGCUCGUAAGAGGAAGCAGGAGGAAGAGGACGAGGAGCUCGUUGCGCUCCCAAGUGAUGAAAGCGAGGAAGAAGAGGAGUACGUGUCUGACGGAGAGGAGGAAGAGGACGAUGAUGAUGACGACGCGGAAGAGGAGGACGAAGAGUACGACGAAGAAGGCGAGCCAGAAGUGAAGAACGGAGUACAGCCCGACGCUCCCCCAAAGAAGAAGCAGAAGACGGCAAGCGCCCCUGCUGUCGACGAUGGCGAAGAGGAAGAGGAGUUGGACGACGAAGAAGUUGAAGCAGCGAUCGGCGAGGAGGAUGAGGAAGAAGAUGGUGAUCAGGAAGAGGAAGAAGACGAUGAUGCCGAUGAGCCAAGCUCGAAGGCCAAAGUCGGUGUUGACGUCCCCGCCAGCGGUAAGACUUCUGUCGCAGCAGCCGCUACCGGCGGCGAUGAUGAGGAAGACUGAUGUGAUCAUCUGACACGUUAUCGUCCUCUGUUAUGCCUCGGUUGUCACUAUGACCACCAUCUCCAUCUCUUCCCAUAUGACUCCUUAUUGUUGGUUCUCAUUCCCAUCUAGUUGGUAGAUCAUUUGUCUUUCUACGGAUCAUGUUGUGCUAGGAUCAGCGGAAUAGAUGAAUAUCUUCGAAAACCACGUAGCUCCAGCGACCAGCGAACUUUUUGCAGGUGUUGUAUACCGUCUAAUCACUAGACCCCUGUACAUCUAAUACAUAGACAACACGAGGUAACUCAAUCGUGCAAUUGAGUGACAUGUAAAGCACCUUCGAAACGGCGUAUUAUAACAAGCC
Molecule: messenger RNA, 851 nt
Organism: Xylaria bambusicola
Lineage: Eukaryota; Fungi; Ascomycota; Sordariomycetes; Xylariales; Xylariaceae
Exons: 4
Coding region: 56-511 (151 amino acids)
Source: RefSeq, a predicted model, not a curated record